Molecule: messenger RNA, 1893 nt
Organism: Gastrolobium bilobum
Lineage: Eukaryota; Viridiplantae; Streptophyta; Magnoliopsida; Fabales; Fabaceae
Product: protein phosphatase 1 regulatory inhibitor subunit PPP1R8 homolog
Exons: 3
Coding region: 247-1518 (423 amino acids)
Molecular function (GO): protein binding; mRNA binding
Source: RefSeq, a predicted model, not a curated record
UAUUAUAUUAACGGAGAAAAUUAAACUGAGCAUCUUCUUCACUCUCUCUCUCUCCACUUCUCAGAGACGCAGCGUUCUAAAACCCUAAUCGGGUCUGUGCAGAGAGAGCUUUGUGGCAUAUACUCAAAGGUAUGAUUUAAACGUUGCUUGUUUUGUUGUUCCUUUUGAUGUCAUGGUGGCAUUGGGAUGCAACUUGUAUGUGAGCUCAUACUAAGGGAGCUCAUCUGCUAAGUUCAUUUAAAGAGAAUGUAUGGAAGAGCAUCAGGUCUUGAUAGGUUUAAGAAAGCUCAAACUUUGGAACCAUUCUCUGUUUCUGUCAAUUCAUCUUCAAGAAAUGGUGCCCAAACCUCUAGUAAAGUGCCACCACAGUCUCAAACUUCUGUCCACCAAUCCCAACAUCAGCAACAACAUGCUUCUCAGAAAGAUGUAGGAGUGGAGGCUGCCCCAUUGUUGGGGCAGAAUCAGCAAACUCAGGUGGGAGGAGGGCAAUCAACAUGGCAGCCGCCGGAUUGGGCGAUCGAGCCGCGGCCGGGUGUUUUUUAUCUGGAAGUUUUGAAGGAUGGCCUGGUGCUAGAUCGGAUUAAUCUGGACAGACGGAGGCAUAUCUUUGGAAGGCAAAUCCAGACUUGUGAUUUUGUGCUUGAUCAUCAAUCUGUCUCUCGACAACAUGCUGUAGUCAUCCCUCACAAGAAUGGGAGCAUAUAUGUAAUUGAUUUGGGAUCUGCUCAUGGUACAUUUGUUGCAAAUGAGCGAUUGACUAAGGAUUCACCAGUUGAGCUUGAAGUGGGACAAUCUUUGCGGUUUGCUGCAUCAACAAGAAUAUACAUAUUAAGAAAGAAUGAUGCGGCUCUUUUCCCUCGUCCUCCACCACUCACUGAGAUUAAUUUCCCUCCACCUCCUGACCCAUCUGAUGAAGAAGCUGUUGUUGCUUAUAAUACGCUUCUGAAUCGUUAUGGCAUCAACAAGUCUGAUCUAGUGCCCAAAUCUAGUGAGUCUGGUGGUUCAUCAAGUGGCAAAAAUAAGGAUUGCCAAUCAGAAAGAGCUGCUAAGAGAAUUAAGAGGACAAGAGUUUCCUUCAGGGAUCAAGUUGGUGGAGAGCUAGUUGAGGUUGUUGGAGUUUCAGAUGGUGCAGAUGUAGAAACAGAACCUGGUCCAGUUGGUGUUAAAGAAGGAAGUCUUGUCGGUAAAUAUGAAUCUCUUGUACAGAUUACUGUAAUACCAAAGGGAAAAGAGCAGUCCUCCUCUCUUAAGGAGACAGAUUCAUCCCAACAAGGUGUGACUGAUAAACUACAAGAAGUCUUAAAAAAGAUCAAAACCCCAAUUAAAACUGGGAUUUAUGAUGACCUUUAUGGAGAAUCAUUAUCUGUAAAUGUUGGAUCUUCCUGGGCCUAUUCACCUGUCAGUACUGGGGAACGAGCUCCUUUGGCUAAGGAGGAUGGGGAAGGGAAUGCAUUAAUUGGAAAAUCAGACAGUAAUCCAAGCAGUUUUGAUGGAGAUGAUGAUGAUUUGUUUGGGUGACUAUUGAACCUCGUCAGAUUGGAUUGUGGAUUAGAUUUGUGGUAGUUUUGUAUGAGUUUAACAUCAUAGUGAGUUGAAAACAUGCGAAGUAUUAUGCUGCAUGCUUCUUUUAUCGUCUGGAGCUAUUGUUCCAGUGCAUCCGUAAUUAGUGUUCUCCACUGCAUUCUCCACUAACUCUAAUGGUUAAAUGGUGUGUUAUCCUUACAUUGAGCCAUUAAAUAGUUCAUUCAAGUAUUGGUCUGUGGGGAAAAUUUUCUAAUAUGCAUGUUUUGAUAUGUAAUCUGUACAAGGAUUGACCAGAAAGCACAUGGCCAAGGAGAAGUAUAUGAUAAUGCUGCCGGUUAAUUAUGUUGCCAUACUUGCAUUUGUGUAAUA